GCAAGCUACAACCUUAUCUUAUCUAAUCGGCGCUACGCCUGCCGCUAACCUUGCCGUAUGCAGGUGCACGCACGUACGCAGGCAGGCAGGCAGGCAGCCUACCUAAUUAAGCGGCAAGCCGACCGUGACCACGACCGUCACCGGAGCCAACACCGCCAGCCUCACUUUCUUCCCCUGUUCUUUCUUUUUCCUCUUGUUUGCCUUUCUAUUCCAUCCCGUUCAUUAUUCAUUACUCUUCUACUACAGUUUACGAGACGCGCUGGGCUUCGCCAGUCACCACCAUGUCGUUCCCCGGCGAUUGAGCCUACACCACGACCAUACAUCCAUCCUCACGAUACCUUUUCUCGAUAUACUCUUAUCUACCAGCUCCCAGGACACCUCGACCGAGCCCAUCAUGGCAGCUUCAUCAUCAGCCUCCUCCCGACGGAGCCAGCACUCGUCGUCAGCCUCUCUCAAAGCCCCCUCUUCAUCUUCCCGCCAUCAACAACGCUCCCCUCGGACGUCGACGACCGACGCAACUGCCUCGACCGAUGACCUCGUCAAUUACCUGCUCGCCGCCAAACGCGCCCUCUCCAGCAUGACCCUCGUCUUACACGGCCACACACUGACCAACACCGCGCGCACCCUCCACGAGGACACCGCCAUCCUCGCCGCCCAGUCCCGCUUCCUGCGCGCCAGCAUCGCCGAUGCGGCCACCAUUCUCGUGCGCCUUAGGAGGACCUUUCAGGGAACAUACGACUGGGCGAGCAACGACUUCAAGAACCUGAUACGCGCCAUGGACGAGACGGACGGCGCGCUCGACAAAACCAUGGGCAUGCUGCGGAGCACAAGCGUCAAGAGCGUCCUGCGCCCGAAAGGCGAGGAGACGCGCAGCCUACUCGACUUUCUAGACGUGGAGAGCGUCGAUGGGCUGCGCGAGGCCAUGAAGAAGAGCAUCGAGGAGCUGCAGGGUAUACAGCAGUCCUUUGACGGGGACCUGUUGCGGUUCGACACGGACAUUCGCAACCUCAAGAAACUCAUGCAGGAGGCGCCGCCCGAGGUCGACCUGGCGGCAGACGAGCGCGCGGAUCGCCUGGCGGCCCUGGUGGAGAGGUCCGCCAACAUGGCCCAGUGCCUCUCCGACCUGACGAACCACUUUGACAUGUGCGUGACCGCCAUCCGCACGACAGAGGGGGCCGCGGCCCUCGCGAGGCGCAAAGCAGCCGAGGCACCGGGUCCAGACGGCGUCUCCAUCUCUGGCGUGAUAGCCGAGCAGGACGAGUCGGAUCUGGAGCCCAAGACGGCCGAGGACAGGGCUGAAAUGCUCAAGGUCGUCGUGCAGGACGCCGCCGAGGUGGACGACGUGGUCAAGGACAUCCAGGACAACUUUGCCGCCAUUGAGCAUGAUGUGCACGCGAUGGACGAGGAGCGCGCGACCGCCAAAGCGAUACACACCAACACCCUCGCGGCAUACUCGGCCAUUGGCGAGAUUGGCGACCGCCUUGGCGCCUAUCUCGCGGCCGAGGAGCAUUUCCGCCAACGGUGGGAUCUGGAGAAGGACGUCGUCCACGGGAAGCUGGACGAAAUGAAACAGCUCCGCGAGUUUUAUGAGCGGUACUCGUCAGCGUACGACGGUCUCGUGCUCGAGGUGGAGCGUCGCAGGGGCGUCGAGGAUAAGAUCCAGAGUAUAUGGCGCAAAGCCCAGGAAAGCGUGGACAAGCUGCUUACGUUGGACAUGGAGGCGCGGGAGGCCUUUCGCGCUGAUGUCGGCGAGUUCUUGCCCACAGAUCUGUGGGACGGCGUGCAGGGUCCCGCGACGAGGUACGAGGUCGUGCCUGUGGAGGAGGGGAAGAAGCAGGAGGAGCAAUGAGUGAGGGUUGGAUAUUAGGUAUUGGCAAUCUGCUUGCUUGCUGUACAGUAUGGGUGGCGCUUGGGCACGUGUAUUUGGUUGUUAAUUAGUUUGGCGCUGUAGGAUCACGGCGUUCAGGGACUUGGGUACGGUUACAGGCAACAUCUUGGUAUAUCUAUCAUACGUGUUGAUACUAGCAUAAGAUGAAGCUGUGGUGUUUAUUGUGCCUCGCU
Emericellopsis atlantica is the source of this 2061-nucleotide messenger RNA. RefSeq names its product autophagy-related protein 17. Lineage: Eukaryota; Fungi; Ascomycota; Sordariomycetes; Hypocreales; Bionectriaceae. The record is from RefSeq and is a predicted model, not a curated record. Gene Ontology annotation, cellular component: Atg1/ULK1 kinase complex; phagophore assembly site. The coding region runs from base 395 to 1849 and encodes 484 amino acids. The transcript has a single exon. Gene Ontology annotation, molecular function: molecular adaptor activity; protein kinase activator activity. Gene Ontology annotation, biological process: activation of protein kinase activity; autophagy of mitochondrion; piecemeal microautophagy of the nucleus.